AUGAGCGAGGCGUGCAGCGAGGAGGAUCGAUUGAUCCAGGCUUUGCGCAACCAGCUGCGCCACAUGCAGCAAGAGCUGGGCGAGGUACGAGAAUCUGUGGCAAUUGCGGAGCACCAGGCAGAGGAGCACCGCGCCGAGAGCGAGGCGCUGAAGGACCUGCACAGGUGCCAGCUCCAGGAGACUCGGCGCCUGGCCAGGCAGCAGCAACAAGAGCGCCGGCACCAGGCGGCGCUGCGGGACCAGCUGGAGGAGCUCCGGCGCGAGCGGCGGCGGCGCGCGGAGCGCGCGGAGCGCGACCGCGCGCGCCGGCGCCUUGAGACGCUCGAGGCGGAGGAGGUGCAGCAGCUGCAGCAGGAGGUUUCAGAGGCGCAACUGCAGCUGCUGGACCUUCAAGGCUGCGGGCGGCAGCUGCGAGAGGAGCUGCAGGAGCUGAAGCGCCAGGAGCCGCGGCCCGCAUGGUCUGGGGACCGUCCGGCCACACCGAAGAGGCCGAAAGAGGCGAAGGAGCUGAGCUUUUCGCCCAGGAGUCCGGGAGACCGAUCCUUUGUGCGGCAGGGCGAGGCUCGCGAGGCCCAGCAGGAGCUGGCAGAGCUCCAGGCCUCACUGCGGAGGGAGCAGCGGCGGGGGGACCAGCUGCACAGCCGGGAGCGCACGCUGCAGCAGAGGCAUCGCCAGCUGGAGGCGGCCUUGAAGGAGAACCGCAUGUCUCAGGCCAAGAGCCUCAGCGACGUGAACGCGGAGCUUCAGGAGGGCGCGCACCACGUGCAGCGGCUCCUGGGCUUUGCGCUGCAGGUACCAUGUGCGAUGUGA
Messenger RNA from Effrenium voratum, 810 nucleotides. NCBI's taxonomy places the organism in Eukaryota, Dinophyceae, Suessiales, Symbiodiniaceae. The record is from the annotation of a GenBank genome assembly.